Molecule: messenger RNA, 2299 nt
Organism: Vanrija pseudolonga
Lineage: Eukaryota; Fungi; Basidiomycota; Tremellomycetes; Trichosporonales; Trichosporonaceae
Exons: 2
Coding region: 1-2073 (690 amino acids)
Biological process (GO): actin filament polymerization
Cellular component (GO): actin filament
Source: RefSeq, a predicted model, not a curated record
AUGUCGUACCAGCAGCAGCAGCCGCCAGCUGGCGCAGACGCCUACAACUACGCGUACCAGCAGCAGCCACAACAGCAGCAGCAGCCACAACAGCAGCAGCAGCACGCGGCGCUGCCGCCGCCGACAUCACCACCGGCCGAGCAGCCGCCCGGCGCCUGGCCAAACCAGGACGCCUACGGCGCGCUGCCAGCACAAGGCGAGCGGCGCGAGUCGGCGGACCGCUCGUUAUUCUCGCACGUCCCGCCGAGCUUCCGCGUCGACAGCCAGCAGCUCAGCGGGUGGGGCACGCGCAUCGACCAGGCGGUCGGGCAGGCCACGUCCGGCCUGGACCGCUUCCAGCCGGGAUGGGGCCAGCGGCUCGACCCGUCGCUCAGGCAGGCGAGUAACCGCCUCGGCGCGGCCUUCUCGAGCUUGGGCAAGCGGCUAGACCAGCACUGGAGCCAGGACCCGUACGGCCAGGGACCGAGUUACCCCCCUGGCCAGUACGGCGGAAAUCAGUACCCCCCGCCGCCUGGCGGUCCGGGCGGCGCGGCCGGCGCAGCGCAGCAACCCGCUACCGCCGCGUCACAGCAGCCAGCCCAGCAGCCUCAGCCUGCGCCAGCGACGCAGUUCACUGCCCAGCCGCCCGCAGCUCCGGCACAGCAGUACGCCGGCGGUCUGCCCGUCGUCGGCUCGCCGCCGCCCGCGGCCCCGCAGCCCCAGCCAACACAGUACGCCCAAGGCGUGCCGGUGCUCGGAUCGCCGCCGCCGCCGACGUCUGCCUCUCCCCCGCCAGCGACAGCAUACCAGGCGCCAGCGGCAGCGUACCAGCCCCCCGUGUCGACGUAUGCGCCGCCGCCACCGUCACAGUCGCCACUACCGACCACCGCGGCGCCGGGUGCAUCCCCAGCCGCCUCAGCGGUGCCCGUCGCCGCUGUCGCUGGUGUCGGAGCGCUGGCAGCGGGAAUGGGCGCGAUGGCUAUCUCGAGCACCCCGGCGCAGGCUCCAGCCACCACCGUCUCACCGCAGGCUACAGGGUAUGCCCCGGCAGCGCAGUACGCCGCGUACGGCCAACCGGCGGCGCCUGCUCAACCCGCCGCCGCUGUGUCGCCCCAGUCUACAGGAUACACACCAGCUGCAGCAGCCGCAGCGUACGCCGGCUAUGCCCAGCAGUCUGCUGCAGCCUCGCCCCAGGCCGCGCAGGCGUACCAGUCCCCUCAGCCCGCACUGGCACCAGAGCCCUCGGCACACGCGUACGAGUUUGAGCAGGCAGCGGCGACAGCGGCCGCGGCACAGGCACCUGCAUCUGCACCUGCGGCCCAGCCGUGGCAGCAGCAGCAGCCAGCGCCCCAGCAGCCCCAGCAGCCUGGCUGGCCGCAACAACAGCAGCAGCAGACAUGGCAGCAGCCAGCCCAGGCUCCGCCCCCGGAGCAGCAAGGAGCUCCGGCUCAGCAGCAGUGGCAUGACCCCGCACAACAGCAACAGGCUGCCACAACUCAGCCAGGAUGGGGUCAGGCGGCCUACGCCUCGACAUAUGCAGCGUACGGCCAGUCACCGUACGCUGCAGCUCCGGCUGGACAGGCACCGCAGGAGCAGGGCAGCUGGGGCAAGCCAGCAGGCGCAGCAGCCCCCGGUUCACCUCCUCCAACCACCACUGUCCCAGCGGCGCCACUCACAGCCCCUACGUGGCAGCAGCAGCAGCAGACGUACCAGCCUGGCCCACUGCCGACAGUGACGCCUAUGGUGACGACAUUGCCAGUUAACCCUGCUUAUGCGUCCGGUCCACCUGUCCCAGACGCGUCCACGCGUCCGAUCGCGUCGUCAUCGUCGGCUUCCCAGCCACUGCCCUCGCCGCCGGUCGCCUCGUCAAGCACGGCACCUGCGCCCGCACCGAGCACGGCCUCGGGCUUUUACCCGCCCGAGAAGUGGACGUACAGCCAGUCUGGCGCGGCGGCUGCGCAACCGACAGCCGGAGGUCCCAGCACGCACCAUGUCGUCCCCGACGGCCCCGAAGCUGUGAACGAGCUCCCACCACCCCCGUACGACCCCGGACCGCUGGCGCGCUCUGCGCCCCCGACCGCACCCCCGCGAUAGAUUACUUAUACCCCCGCAUACCGGCGACUAGUAUACACGGCCUAGUCGCUCACUGUCAGUCUUUUAAGUCAUUCACGUUUGGCCAGAUCUGAGGAUGGAGAUUGAGUUUUGGGAACAAUUUGGGAACCGGGCCGUAAGAAUUUCUACUAGGUUGAAACGCUAUCCCCUGUUGUGCGCCGUAGGCUUGGCCUUGGUAGGUCUGUAGGAUGACAGGUCGAGACCUCGA